This is a messenger RNA of Ostrea edulis (European flat oyster), 2162 nucleotides long. RefSeq lists its product as uncharacterized. The record is from RefSeq and is a predicted model, not a curated record. Bases 719 to 2059 code for a protein of 446 amino acids. Lineage: Eukaryota; Metazoa; Mollusca; Bivalvia; Ostreida; Ostreidae. The transcript is spliced from 7 exons.
GUGUGUAUAUUUGUAAGUAUCCGGGAGUGUGGGGGGCAUACGGAGUCUUAUAAAAAACCCAUAUUUUGUAAAUGACAAAGGAAAUUAUUAAGUUAAAAACUCCAUCCGGCCGUGACACGGGGCAGGUGCUUAUACUUCCUCAUCUCCGGAUAUGCCUCAGUUAUUAUCUCACCAGCUUUCAGAAAACAUGACAGAACUCUACCUCCAUCAAUUUAUGAACGGUCUUCAUCGUCAUGGUGAAAUAUUAGAGGUGGAUAAUCCCGAGUCUGAUCAGACAGAAAGUCGGCGGAUCCAGGAUUAUUUCUGCACCGCUCUUCUAGUAGCUUGUCUAUGUUUCUACAUGCCCACAGGUUUACUAGCAGUCCAAUACGCAAAAAAGGCAAGGAGAUCAUUACGAAGUGGAAACGAAGAGGAGGCGGAGCGAUUUUCUCAAAAGUCCUUAGUUCUGAUCCUAAUUACUUUACUUGCAUUACCAGUCUUAUUUAUAACGGCUCUGGUAACAUGACAACAGCAAUUUUGUAAAUUUGUGUCUUUUGUUGUUUUUAUUUUCAUUUUAGGCUACAUGACAUGUGUAUUUGUUAGAAAAAUGUGUGUGUGUAUUUGUUCAUGCGUGUGAGGAUUAAAAAAUAAAUAAAUUGCUUUAAAACAGUGAAAAACUGUUUUAUGUCAGACACUCUGUAAAACGUGUACGACGUCACAAAUAAGUUACGUCACAAAGAUGAAUUUGCACUCUUCUUUGAUGGAGGGAAAACUAACCCAUGGAAUGUUGAUUACUUGUUGCCAUGUACUCGGCCACGUUGAUCACAAAACAGUUUGUCCUGACGACGGCAUGGAUUGUUCUAAGAAAGAUGAUACCUACUGCUACCGUAUAGACGAACCCGUUCGGUAUAGAUGCAGAGAAUUUGAAGUAAACCAAGACCACUACAGCGAGUGGUCGGAUUCCGAACAAACAGAAGACUGGCACAUUGAGGAACUUGUUCAAAGGACCAUACUGUCUAUAGUUUAUGGAGGACGAUUCGAAAGCUCCCGCACAGAUAACGACAGACUGAUGACGGAUGAAGAGGCCUCACGUGACCUGCAAACUAUUCAGUCGCCGAAGGACCACCGACAGAGGAACGCGCGCAACCGGAAACAAGAAAAACGUCCAAAGAAAGGGAAAAAGGAGGGAUUUGAAUAUGACAAUCGACUAGGUAUUGAGCCAACCCUUACCGUACCAAUGUCAAAUUUCAGGGCUAUGGUGAAGGCCGAGGUGGAGUCGCGGGCCCGCACAGUUCACAACUUCUACGCCUACCAGUGGCAGAACGUUCAGAAAGAAAGGAUACAUACGUAUGCUGAACUCAUCAGCGCUAGAGAAAGAGAAAACAGCUUGAAGGACUAUUUGAAGCAAGCCAGAGACGAGAUUAACCACCAACAGGAAGAGAACGAACGAAUUAGGAUCGAGCUUGAAAACAUUAAGAAUGCAAAGAAAAGAAAGAAAAAAGACGCAAAACUUCGACGAAUUAAAGAUUUGCAGGAACGAGUUGAAACGGUCAAAUGUGAUCGAGAGGUUCAGCAAGAGAAGGAGGUUGAGGAUAGGGGAGAUCAGCAAGCUGAGAAGCAGUGCCCCUCUCUGAAGGUGGAGACAGGAACUACCUUAUUAAACAUAAGUAAAGAGACACCAACAAUGUGUGACGAAAAUCCGCCAGAUGGCGUCACUAACAAGGAAGUCGCUUCCCGGAAUGAGACUGGAAAGGCUGCCAUUGAAUUAAAUAACCAGGAGAACGAGGUACUGGAUUCUUAUACUCCACAAACCACAGCAGCUAGAAAGAGUGAAGAGGAUAAUAAAGACAGUCUGGGCAAAUACAGGACAGCUGGGGUCAGCGGAAUUAAAAAGACGUGUAUGCCAUUCGAGAAGACAGUGUCCGAAGAGAAAUUCUUGGCUUCAGUAGAACCAGGUCAAGGAGAACCAGCUCAGGAAAUAGCAAAACCGAAGUCACCAGAAAUAAACAAUCAAAGGACUGGAAAUGGCGAUGAUAAUGGUUUACAAUAUGGAAAUGGAGAUACAGGUGCGAAGAUGUGAACUUGGUGAAUGCAGUGGUUUCAAGAAAAGAAAAACUUUUCUAAAAGACACUUUGUAAAUUCAUGUCAAUGUAAUUCUCUUUGAAUUAAAGUAUUAUUUUCGA